Molecule: messenger RNA, 840 nt
Organism: Fukomys damarensis (Damara mole-rat)
Lineage: Eukaryota; Metazoa; Chordata; Mammalia; Rodentia; Bathyergidae
Exons: 3
Coding region: 1-621 (206 amino acids)
Source: RefSeq, a predicted model, not a curated record
AUGUGGUACGGAGCGCGGGCCUCAGGUUGCUAUGUGGUACGGAGCGCGCGUCAGAAUCGCCACGAGUUCUCUCGCACCACAGUGGUCUCUGAGGCUCCAAAGGGACAAGGUCCCCGGACGGCCUCGAGCUCCAGGGACGCAGGAGCCAGGCCUCGACUUGGGCCUCAGCACCGGCCAGAGCUCACUGUGGUCCGUCCCUGUGAGCUCCGGGCCUCUCCAGGGCGGCUUCUCUCUAUGCAGACAGCGGAAAGAGGAGAAAUCUUCUUUAUGAGAAGCCCGCCUGGGGCCUUGAGAACUGUGGGUUCCGGUUGCUUAUUCUGGAAGUGGUUCCAGGAGGCAAAGAUGAGGCACAGAGGACAGAAACAGCAGAUGAGGAGGAAAUUCAGGAGCUGGCCCUCUUCCAGCACAGCCGGGCUCAGCCAGGACAGCCCUCUAAGGGAUCUUCUGGAUUGCGCCUCCCAGGGACGGGAGCUGGAACCUGGACCCCACCAGACACUGCCGCUCCAUGGCUGGGAGUUGUGGCCUUGGAUAAGCAAUCCCUGGCCCUGGGGCUGCCUGGCCCAGAUGGACCAACUCCAACACUCUACAGGGAAGGCUGCAGCAGAUGAGCUGGGCCGCUAAUGGUCGCACAGGAAGUUCAGAAUGUGGCACCAAAGGUCAUGAGUCAUCUUUCAAAUGCUGUGCUGGAGGCUAUGAAGACAGUAACGUGGACACAGUCUGAAAGGAUUGAGAGAUAAUCCUGGGUAUAGGGGAGAUUCAGGUGAGAAGGUGAUGGGUGAUGGAUUAGAAAGAAAAUCUGAUUUUGAGGAGGCUGAAGUAGGAGGAUCACAGAUUUGGAUC